Messenger RNA from Heterobasidion irregulare TC 32-1, 270 nucleotides. RefSeq lists its product as uncharacterized. Lineage: Eukaryota; Fungi; Basidiomycota; Agaricomycetes; Russulales; Bondarzewiaceae. The coding region runs from base 1 to 270 and encodes 89 amino acids. The record is from RefSeq and is a predicted model, not a curated record. The transcript has a single exon.
AUGGGGUUAGUAGAGAUCCAGCUACAGAGAUACCAACGCCCAAAAAUAUUCGCCCCAUCAUCUAAGGUCCGACUACACCAACACCAACAUUGCACCUCCAAUAAUACCAGCUGCGAUGCUGACAAUGACACCCAACGAACCCGUCCCUGUGCGAGACAGAGCUGCUCCCUGGCUCGUAGAGGCACCGUUCAGGCCAGUUGUAGCGUUGCCGAUCAGGCCGAUCCAUGCACUAUAGUCCAAAAUAGUGCCCGUCGUUGUGAGCACUGGUAG